AUGCCUCAUUUAACUAAAGUUCGUAGAAGUUGUAAAAAUGCACGUCUUGCAAAAGUAUCCAAGCCAAAUAAACCUAUUCAACAACAAAUACCAACUUUUCAAUUAAUUCCGAUUAAAAAUAAUUCAUUAAACUUAUUAGAAAUUGAAAAUUCAGUUAAUCAACAACAGACUUCAACCUCUCAAUUAACUGCCUUACGAAUAGAACGAAUAAGAAAAGAUUUAAUAACAAAAAUCAAUUACUUAUCUGAAAAAGAACUAAUAGCUAGUUCUCAGUUAUUUAGUAAUAUAGUAUAUAAAACUGGAAUUUAUAAAGGAAAGAUUUUAUCAUCUUACUUGCAGAAAAAAGCCGUAGAGUUAAUAUAUGCAAGUCAAGGAAAAUCUAAUUCUAAUUUUCAAGAAACGAUUAAAUCAUUAAAAGCUGAAAACUUAAAAUUAACAAAAAAAUUAGAUCAUUUAACUCACAAGAUAGAAUCCUUAACACAAAAGCUUCGAUACUUUAAACGAUCUAAAAAUAAGCAUAUAUCUAAAAUUAGAUCUGUU
Molecule: messenger RNA, 540 nt
Organism: Racocetra persica
Lineage: Eukaryota; Fungi; Glomeromycota; Glomeromycetes; Diversisporales; Gigasporaceae
Source: the annotation of a GenBank genome assembly